UCUCUCUCCAGAAAAACCAUGACAAGGAGGAAGAAAGUAGAAAAAAAUAAUAAAAGGGGGAGAUUUCAGCACCAUGAAUGCUAACUUGCUUCCAAACCACCCUUUAAGCUCUCUCUCUCUCUCUCUCUCGAACAGAAAAAGAUGGAAAAAAGGACUUUUUAGAAAGCAUUUCUGUUCUCCAUGAAUGCCAGCAUUGUUUUCAGGCCGCCUUCUGUCAUUCCUCUUACCCAAUCUCUUAAAAUUCCCAUCCCAAUCUCUCUCUCUCUCUCUCUCUCUCUCUCUCUCUAUCAAACUACUAGAAAAAUUCCUAUAUUUCCAUGACCUUUAAAACUUCCUUGUUUAUUCUCUUUAAAACAGGAGCGUCCAUCACUCCAAAAUCCACAGAAUCACCUUCCAAAUCCCCAUUCCAAACAUACCCAUUCUCUACUUCCUUAACAAGCAAUAAUCCAUCUCUUUAAAACCUUCAAACUCUCUUCCCAAGACCCAUUCCAUACUUUUCCUCCCUCAGAGUCUCUUUCCAACCAAAACCCAUUCGCAGAAAUACCCAUUUCUCCUUCCCUAAUGACUAAAAGCCCAUCAGCACCUCAAUCCCCACAAAAGAACCCACCUUUCUUCUCUUCUGCAAUGGAGCUUUUGAAGAAGCUCAAGCGCCUGAAAUUGAUGGAGCCACUGGGGAUAUUGGGAUUCUUCUCCCUGACUGUGUUCUGCUUCCUCUGCUGUUUCUUUUACUUGGAUUAUAAGGUAGUUCGCAAAGGCUUCCGGAUUCGGGCACAGCCGCAGCAGUUGCUCCGGUUCGGGUUUGCAGAAUCAGGGGAGAAGCGACGGUCAGGAUUCAUCGGAGGGGACUCGGAUGGCUGUGAUUUGUUUGAUGGGAAGUGGGUUUGGGAUGAACGGUAUCCGUUGUAUCAGUCGAAGGAUUGCAGGUUUUUGGACGACGGGUUUCGGUGCUCGGAGAACGGAAGGCCUGAUGAUUUCUACACGAAAUGGCGGUGGCAACCGAACCGUUGCAAUUUGCCGAGUUUCAAUGCAAAGGCGAUGCUGGAAAGGCUGCGGAACCGUCGGUUGGUAUUCGUGGGCGAUUCGAUUGGAAGAAAUCAGUGGGAGUCUCUCCUAUGCAUGCUCUCUUUGGGGGUUGCUGAUAAAGAUUCGAUCUACGAAGUGAACGGCAGUCCAAUUUCGAAGCAUAAAGGGUCCUUGCAGUUCAAAUUCAGGGAUUUCAACUGCACCAUUGAGUACUACAGAGCUCCAUUUCUGGUGCUGCAGAGCCGGGCCCCAGCUGGGUCCUCACCAAAGGUGAAGAUGACGCUGAAGUUGGAUGUAAUGGAUUGGAGCUCUGCUCAAUGGAGGGACGCCGACGUGCUGGUUUUGAACACUGGCCACUGGUGGAACUAUGAGAAGACAAUAAGAGGUGGCUGUUAUUUCCAGAUAGGCAAUGAUGUGAAGAUGGAGAUGAGUGUUGAAAGUGCUUAUAAGAGAUCGAUUGAGACAUUGGUUGAUUGGAUUGGCAGAGAUGUGAAUAUUAACAAGACCCAGGUUGUUUUUCGCACAUACGCUCCAGUUCAUUUCAGAGGUGGGGAUUGGAAGACUGGAGGAAACUGUCAUUUAGAGAAGCUGCCAGAGCUAAGCUCAUCGCAGCUGCUGUCCCGAUCGUGGGCCCCGCAUUUGAACAUGGUCAGUGAUGUAGUUUCAAUGAAAGGUCCAGUGCAAGGAUUGGAUAUGUUGAAUGUGACCCAGAUGACUGCAUUGAGGAAAGAUGGCCACUCCUCAUUGUACUACAGGGGGCCAACUGCAGGCCCAGCUCCUCUCCAUAGGCAAGACUGUAGCCACUGGUGCUUGCCCGGGGUCCCGGACGCAUGGAACGAGCUCCUCUAUGCCCUUUUCCUCAAACGGGACUUAUCUCAUCGUCAAAAUUCAACGUCGUCGCCUUUGCUAGCACAAGGUUAGUAAGAUAAUUUGAGAAAGUGAAGAAUUCUUCUUGUCCUUUGAUUACCUUACGGUGGGUUGCGGAAUGGAAAAUGACGACUGUUCCCUUGAAAUUAACUGGUGUUAGUUUUUUGAGCAUGGGAAGAUGGGGUUGAGGAUUGAUGGUAGAUUAGUCAUUUGUAAAAAAAAACAAAAAAGAAAAAAGGUGAAGAAAAAAAAGGGAAAGAAAAUGAGGAUUUUCUUAGGUUUUUGAGAUGAAAUCUGAAAGGAAGCCAAUUUCAUGGAGAGAUGGGGGUAUAGAUUGGAUGGUGCCAUUGCAUUCAUAUGGCAGUAUUUUUUUUUUCUUGUUAAAAAAAAUAUGAAUAUUGUGAUAAAUAUAAUUAUAUAAUUUUAUUUUUCCUUGUGA
Magnolia sinica is the source of this 2329-nucleotide messenger RNA. RefSeq names its product protein trichome birefringence-like 10. The record is from RefSeq and is a predicted model, not a curated record. The transcript is spliced from 4 exons. Bases 562 to 1944 code for a protein of 460 amino acids. Lineage: Eukaryota; Viridiplantae; Streptophyta; Magnoliopsida; Magnoliales; Magnoliaceae. Gene Ontology annotation, molecular function: O-acetyltransferase activity. Gene Ontology annotation, cellular component: Golgi apparatus.